UAAGUUGAUUAGGGUUAGAAAUUAGAGAUGCAGCUCUAAUUCCUCCCAGUAGGGUUCAGAUUGAUUGCACAUUGGCAUUUCAGAUUGCAUUUUUUACCUCAUCGUCUUCUUCCUUCUUCUCUCGGGUUGACACUUGAGAAUACUGGAGCUGCCGAUUCUCAACCUGAGGAGCAGUGAGCAGAUUUCUUGAGAACUGUGGAUGAAUUAUGCGAUUUCUGCAUCCACAUCCCUCAAAUGCCCCCUCAAAUCCCCACAAAACCCCACAAAUCAUACUUCUACUACGGCCACCGCCACCGCAAUCCCAAGCAGCACCGCCCCACCGUCUAUGGCGGCCUCUUCUCCAAUCGCCAAUCCCUCUCUCCACCCAGCCCCCACAAACCCAUUUCCCCUAAAUCCCAACCCUUCGAUCUUCACAAGUGGGAUCCUGAUCCCUCCUCUGCGCUCUCCAAGCUAACGCCGCCGCCGCCGCCGCCGGCUUCGGAGGCCUUCUUCUCCAGCUCUGUCCGCCUCUCCCCCAUUGCUCGCUUCAUCCUCGACGCCUUCCGUAAGAACCAAAACAAGUGGGGUUCAUCAGUAAUCUCUGAACUCAACAAGCUCCGCCGUGUUACUCCGGACCUUGUGGCCGAGGUUCUCAAGGCUUUUCAUCGCCGUGAUUCUAAUCCAAUUUUAGCGUCCAUGUUCUUCCACUGGGCAGGGAAGCAAAAGGGAUUUCAUCACAAUUACGCUUCCUAUAAUGCUUUUGCUUAUUGCUUGAAUCGCCACAAUCGCUUCAGGGCUGCUGAUCAAAUUCCCGAGCUCAUGGAUUCACAAGGUAAGCCUCCAAGUGAGAAACAGUUUGAGAUUCUGAUUAGGAUGCAUUCUGAUGGCAAUAGGGGUCUUAGAGUUUACUAUGUAUAUGAAAAGAUGAAGAAAUUUGGGGUUAUUCCCCGGGUUUUCUUGUAUAAUAGGAUUCUUGAUGCCUUAGUCAAAACAGGUCAUUUAGAUUUAGCUUUAUCUGUUUAUGGGGAUUUCCAGGAACAUGGGUUAGUGGAAGAAAGCAUCACAUUUAUGAUUUUGAUUAAGGGGUUGUGCAAGGCAGGGAGGGUUGAGGAAAUGCUGGAGCUUUUGGCUCGGAUGAGGGCAAAUUUGUGUAAGCCGGAUGUGUUUGCUUAUACAGCAAUGGUGAAGGUGUUGGUUUCUGAGGAGAAUGUGGAGGGAUGUUUAAGAGUUUGGGAUGAAAUGAGAGCAGAUGGAGUAGAGCCUGAUGUUAUGGCGUAUGAGACUCUGAUUACUGGACUUUGCAAAGCCGGGCAGGCGGGAAAAGGGUAUGAAUUGUUUCAAGUGAUGAAGGAGAAGAGGAUUUUGAUAGGAAGAACCAUUUAUGGGUCCUUGAUUGAUGCAUUUGUGCAGGAUGAGAAAGUUGGAUUGGCUUGUGAUUUGUGGAAGGAUUUGGUAGAUUCAGGGUAUAGAGCUGAUUUGGGGAUGUAUAAUUCUCUCAUUAAAGGUCUUUGUAACAUAAAUCAAGUCGAUAAGGCUUAUAAACUCUUUCAACUAACCAUACGAGAGGAUCUUAAGCCAGAGUUUGAAACCGUGAAGCCUAUUUUGACGAUGUACGUGAAGUCGAAAAGAAUGGAAGACUUGUGGACGUUACUGUCCUUGUUGAAGAAGUUGGAACUUUCUGUGGAUGGUGUUCUUUCCAGAUUUCUCUCUUUUAUGGUAGAAAAGGAGGACAAAAUAAGCACGGCGCUAGAGGUAUUUCGUGGUUUGAACGUUAAGGGCUAUGGCAGUGUCGCCGUAUACAACAUCAUUAUCGGGGCUCUUCAUCAGCAUGGGCAGGCAAAGAAGGCAUUAGAGAUCUACGACGACAUGAAGAGCUCAAAUUUCAAACCAGACUCAUCAACUUACUCCAUUGUUGUUUCGUGCUUGGUCGAAAUCGGGAAAAUCCAAGAGGCUUGUGAAUUUCAUAACGAAAUAGUCGAGUUGGGUUCAGUUCCUUCCAUUUCUGCCUAUUGUUCUCUCGCUGAAGGCCUCUUCAAAACCUGCGAGAUCGAUGCAGUCUUGAUGCUUGUUAGAGACUGCCUAGCAAACAUCGAGAGCGGACCUCUGGAGUUCAAAUACGCCCUUACAAUUGUCCAUGUAUGUAAAUCAGGUAAAGCGGAAACGGUGAUCAGUGUUCUUAAUGAGAUGAUUCAAGAAGAUUGCCCUCCGAGCACAGUUACAUACUCGGCAAUAAUAUAUGGAAUGUCCAAGUAUGGGACAGUUGAUGGGGGAAAGAAAGUGUUUUUGCAUCUGAAGGAGAGCAGGCAUUUGACAGAAGCUAACUGCAUAAUGUGUGAGGAAUUGUUAAUUGAUCACAUGAAGAAGAAGACAGCAGACUUGGUAAGAUGUGGUUUGAAGUUUUUCAAUCUUGAAUCCAAAUUGAAAGCCAAAGGUUCUAUGUUGUUGUCAACUUAAGAAUAUAGAGAAGAUAGCAUGUAUUUAUUUAAUAAUAAACCCCCCCUGCAUGAUUAAUUGUUUACCAACAACAAUUCUUUAUCUAAUCCUUGCUGAAUGAUUCUUGUACGAAAGCGUGCAUAGCUUAGCGGUAAUUAGCAUAUACCUCCAACCGGUAAUUGACAUAUACUUCCAACCAAAAA
Molecule: messenger RNA, 2615 nt
Organism: Momordica charantia (bitter melon)
Lineage: Eukaryota; Viridiplantae; Streptophyta; Magnoliopsida; Cucurbitales; Cucurbitaceae
Product: Pentatricopeptide repeat (PPR-like) superfamily protein
Molecular function (GO): protein binding
Source: RefSeq, a predicted model, not a curated record